Myripristis murdjan (pinecone soldierfish) is the source of this 4828-nucleotide messenger RNA. RefSeq names its product spalt-like transcription factor 3b (gene sall3b). The record is from RefSeq and is a predicted model, not a curated record. The coding region runs from base 124 to 3927 and encodes 1267 amino acids. NCBI's taxonomy places the organism in Eukaryota, Metazoa, Chordata, Actinopteri, Holocentriformes, Holocentridae. Gene Ontology annotation, biological process: regulation of transcription by RNA polymerase II. Gene Ontology annotation, molecular function: DNA-binding transcription factor activity, RNA polymerase II-specific; RNA polymerase II cis-regulatory region sequence-specific DNA binding. The transcript is spliced from 4 exons. Gene Ontology annotation, cellular component: nucleus.
GCACACAGGCAACAUCAGCCCCUAUUCCCUUAUUUCACCGACCCCACUCGCUCUGAAGGGUCCCAUUUGUUGGUUGUAGAUGAAUCGGCAAAAGGCAGGAGCAACUCCUAGAGAAAUAUCAACAUGUCCCGCCGCAAGCAAGCCAAGCCACAGCACCUCAAGUCAGAUGAAGAACCCCCACACGCUGGCCUCCGCUCCAGAAACGGCAUCUUGGAGGGCAUGGACAGAGAGGAGAUGAGUGGAGGAGAAGGCCGUCAGGGCAGCAAGGAAACACAUGUGUGUGAGAAGUGCUGUGCUGAGUUCUUCACGUGGAGCGAGCUGAGCGAGCACCAGGCCGUCUGCACCGAGGACCCUCUGGUGCUGAUCGUGAGGGACGAUGACGGGAUGCCUCUUCCUGAGGAGUCUCCGGUCAGGCCCUCCCCUGUUCCCAGUAUGGCACCCAGUGACUCGACCGCCGCGGAGUCCACGGACGGGGGCUUUGAGCUUGGGGAGACUCUGGUGAACGACAACGACAGCCUGGACAAUCUGGAGGAAAUGAGGGAGCGCGAUGAAGUCAUGGAGCUUGAGCAUCGUCCACAGGACAAACACACAGCGGCCUCCAGCCCCCAGCCUCCAGAUUCUGCUGAGUCCUCUUCCCCUCAUGUGACGGCUGCUGGCAACUACAGCAUCCCAAGUACAAAUGUGACACUGGAGAUUCUUCACAGCACAAGGGUGGCUGUUGCUCAGUUCUCCCAGGGAAUAAGCAGCAGUGGGACUGGAGGGAAGGCGGCCUCGGCAGCCAUCCCAGUGAUCCUGGAGCACCUGCUAGCUCUGCAGCAACAGCAGGUUCACCAGCUGCAGCUUAUUGAGCAGAUCUGCAGCCAGGUUGCCAUCAUGAACAGACAACCAACGCAAGCAGCGUUAAACCCAGUCUCAAGAGCUCUCUCUUUGGCACCUAACCCCUUCCCAUCUCAAGGCAUCAUCCCUCCACCUAUCCUUCCACUGUCAGGGACAAUGCCCUCGACCAUUAAUGGGCAAGCCUCUGUUUCUUUGUCAUCUGUACUUGAAAAGUCACAAAGCCUCUCCUCACAAACUGUAUGUGGCCAGUCCAACUAUAGAGAUGUUAGAUGUACCUCUGCCUCCUCAGAAAACACAGCCCAACCCCCUGCUAGCUGCAGCAGCACCGUUUCCACAUUACUAUCUCCUUAUACAGGCUCACACACAAGUAGCAUUAGCUGUACUCAGACACUCAGCUCCUCCAGCCCGUUGUCCCUGGGGCAGAGCAGCCUCCUCAACUCAUCCUCCAGCCUCCCAUUUCUACCUCAGAGCCCCCCCAGCAGUGUCAUCUUCCCCAACCCGUUGGCCAGCAUUGCUGCCACAGCUAAUGCACUUGACCCUCUUGCAGCCCUGAUGAAGCACAGGAAAGGAAAACUGCCCAACGUAUCUUUGUUCGAAACCAAGCCCAGCCCAGAGGAGCCCUUCUUCAAGCAUAAGUGCAGGUUCUGUGCCAAAGUGUUUGGCAGCGAUAGCGCUCUGCAGAUCCACCUGCGCUCUCACACAGGCGAGCGGCCCUUCAAAUGUAACAUCUGCGGCAACCGCUUCUCCACGAAAGGGAACUUAAAGGUCCACUUCCAGAGGCAUAAAGAAAAGUAUCCUCAUGUUCAGAUGAACCCCUAUCCUGUGCCAGAGUAUCUAGACAAUGUGCCAACAAGUUCGGGUAUUCCCUAUGGAAUGUCAUUCCCCCCAGAAAAGCCGGGUUCCUCUUGGCUGGAUAGCAAACCUGUUGUUGCAACUCUACCCACCCCUAUGGGUCUUCCGCUUUCCUCUACUCUUACAAGUAUAGGAAGCUCAAAUGACCCUGUAAGUGUAACACCAUCUCCCUACCGGUCAGCCUCAGGUGAAUCAGUGUCUUUGUCACCUAAUCGUAUAGGCAGUGAGCCUCAUUUCCCUCCUGUUUCAGAAUCUCCGCAAUCUAACCGCGAGACAGAACCCUCCAGUGUACUGAAAGCAGAGGGAGUGCACUUGCCCCAAAACUGCACCCUGACACUGAGGGCAAACCCAGUUACUGUGGCAGCGACCACCACAACACCAACUGUGGCCACCACACCAGAGCCCGCCACCCCAGCAUCGCCUGUCUCCAACUCGCCACCCAUCUCACUCAACUUGGAGGAGAUGAGGUUCCCGUCCGGCGACCUCCUGAACUCUAUGCAAACAUCUGAGACCUCAAAGCUUCAGCAACUGGUGGAGAAUAUUGACAAAAAGAUUACAGACCCCAAUCAGUGUGUCCUCUGCCACCGUGUUCUCAGCUGCCAGAGUGCGCUGAAGAUGCACUACCGCAUCCAUACUGGGGAGAGACCCUAUAAAUGUAAGGUAUGUGGCAGGGCUUUCACCACCAAAGGCAACCUGAAGACUCACAUUGGUGUUCACAGAGAAAAUCCUCCGGUCCGGGUGCAACACUCAUGCCCCAUCUGCCAGAAGAAGUUCACCAAUGCUGUUGUUCUGCAGCAGCACAUCCGUAUGCACAUGGGCGGGCAGAUUCCAGACUCAUCCCUCAUGGAUGGGCUGCAAGAGAUGGACAGUGAUACAUCCUUGCACGAGAGGAACUUUGACAGUCUUAGCAGCAACGACAAUGACCUCAUUGAUGAUAUUUCAAUGGAAGACGAUAAUGAGGAAGAAGACGAGGAAGCAGAAAAUAUGGAAGACUGUCUAAGUCCGAAGCCCUUCAGCUCUGCCUGUAAUUCACCUCCUAAGUCCUCGGCCAUUGUUUCAAGUAUAGCAGCGCUGGAGAACCAAAUGAGGAUGAUUGACUCCACAGUAAGCCUACACCACUCGUUUGGCCUAAAGUCACUGACUAACGGUUUUAUGGAGAGUGACCCACUCGCUAUCAACUGCUCCUCAACAGAGAAGAAGAUGGAGACUUGCAAUGCAGACAGCUCAAACGGGUCCGAAUCCUCCUCCACUUCACCUCAUGUAUCAGCAUCCCCGACACAAAGCAAAUCUGAAGGCGUGACGAUCAAAUCUCCUGCAGCCAACAACAGGCCCGAGUCUCAAGAGGCUUUGGCUGCCGCAGUGAAGAGAGAGCAGUCUGAUUCCCCCACGUCUACAUCAGCGGCUGCAGCGGCCCAGGAGCUGAGAGGAGGCCAGUCCAGUAAACUAUGUGUGAAGGAGGAGAACCCUUACAGCAUGUCCCUCCAGCUGAGCAGAGAACGAGCUGCCAGUCAAAGCAUUCCAAGCCUGGUUACCAGCACUUCAUCGGGCAUGAUUAAAACCGAGAUGAAUGGACACAGUCAACCAAACAACCCAAAUGAGGGGCAGCACCCACCGUUCAGUCUCCACGUCCCUCCGGUUUAUCCCUCUGUCGGAAGCCCAGGAAUGACCGCCCUGCUCGGCCCCGCUCCUCCCCGCCGGACGCCGAAGCAGCACAACUGCAACGUCUGCGGGAAGAACUUCUCGUCAGCCAGCGCCCUCCAGAUCCAUGAGCGCACACACACUGGGGAGAAGCCGUUUGUCUGCUCGGUCUGCGGCAGAGCUUUCACCACUAAAGGCAAUCUAAAGGUUCAUAUGGGUACUCACAUGUGGAACAAUGCACCAGCCAGGAGAGGCCGGCGGCUUUCGGUGGAAAACCCCAUGGCUCUGCUGGGCGGAGACGCCAUGAAGUUCGGGGAAAUGUUUCAGAAGGAUCUGGCCGCUCGAGCUAUGAAUGUAGAUCCUGGAUUUUGGAACCGCUAUGCGGCAGCUAUCACCAACGGCCUGGCCAUGAAGAACAAUGAGAUCUCAGUGAUUCAGAAUCGAGGCAUCCCUCAGCUUCAUCCUAUGAGUGCAGGCAUGGACAGAGUGAGCGCUGGAGGAAGCCCAGUGACGAGUCUAGGGAAGACGGGCAUGGACCUGGGAACUAACAGACAUUUUACUAUGUUGAUUGAUGACAGUAAAGAAAUUGGGAUUAAUUGAAUAAAGGUGAAUGGUGAAUAAAUUCAUUAUGCAAACUAUUAUGGAAGUUGAAAUAUUUGUAAGACAUAUUGUUGUUCUUAUGUGUUGUAUUAAAUAUAGACUUAAAGAAGAACUUUUUAUCAAUUGACAGAGCGUAGUAGGCUAUUCAUUUUGUUUUGUUUUUUUAUUUUGCAGUCAUUUGUGGGUGUUGUUUCUUUUCUAUAAGUACAUAAGUUUCAUUUGUCUCUGAGAAUCCUACGGUGCUGACCAGGAGACGUGUUGUUACUCUACAGAGGGGAACACGAUGAAAUCAGUGAUGCAAAGUGUCUGCUCUCCUCUGGACAGCUGCCCAAUGCUGCUAGCUGGUGCAAAGCACAAAAUACACUCAUAAAUAUCCACAAUUACACGCUGAAAUGAGCUACCCUCAACAUUACGGUGAACCAUUCUUCUUACACAUCCGUUGGUCAGAAUAAAAACAAGAACAAACAACUGUCUGUAUGUUCAAUCCACUACCUCACUCUGUGUUAGUCAAUAGGAUUUCAAUGACAAGAAAUGUCUUCAUGUUUAAACACUGAGCAGAGUUUACUUACAAUGAUGUCAUUUAACCGAGUACCUGAUAGACUUUACACCUGAGCGAAAUGCUCAACAUGGAUUGAGGUCUUUUGUUUCAUUUAGCUGAGAUGCAUUUCACCAAGAACUGCUUUCGCUAAAUUUAGCCUACUUAUGCAUUGUGUCAGCGAGGAUCCUUGAUAUAAAUUAUUUUGUCUGCAAUCAAUGUAAAUUAGGAGAGGAUCAAGUACUGUAGUGUACAGAUGCACACUCAUAAACAGAAUGUAUUUGGGAACACGUUUCUGUAUUUUGUUUUUCUUCUUUGCUCUUGUAGGCCUGCAUCAAGUCAUCUUCUCAAUCGCUGAAUACUCUU